This is a messenger RNA of Aspergillus affinis, 816 nucleotides long. RefSeq lists its product as uncharacterized. The record is from RefSeq and is a predicted model, not a curated record. The transcript is spliced from 2 exons. Bases 1 to 816 code for a protein of 271 amino acids. Lineage: Eukaryota; Fungi; Ascomycota; Eurotiomycetes; Eurotiales; Aspergillaceae.
AUGACCUCUGAAUCCAGCGACACCAACUACCCCGUCUUCCGAGAAUGUCUGUCCAGUGCCAUCGUCGAGAAAUCCGACACGCAUCGACCGACCAAGACGAAACGCAAGGCGCAUAGGCCCGGUCCGCGACGCAAUGGCAAAGUAAAGAAAGACGAAGCUCGCACCGCACAACCCCCAGAACCCGAGUCCAGCGCAUUACGAGGCGACCCGGAGGAACUGGCAGAUUUCAUUGAUUUCCUCGCCACCGAGAUCUUCACCUCCUUCCCCACCGACCUCCAGACCCUCACCUACACGACCAUCCAACACUCCCCAGCCCUCCGAAAUCGAUAUACACCAGACCCUAAGCUACCAGCCACUACCCUCUCCGUCAUCCUGACGACCCUCCCGUCAUCCGUCCCGGACACCUUAAUCGCCUACGGCCUCCUCCCGGCCAGCGCGGAUAUUGAAAGCGACGUAUCCGAUUUCCUCGCACGGGUAGUAUCCGAGUAUGUUGGAGCCGUGACGCGCGCGCCACCGGUCUGGGCGACGACGCGAACAGACGCAUGCGAGAUCUGCGAGCGCGACUGGAUCCCGCUGUCGUAUCACCAUCUGAUUCCGCGGGGGGUGCACGACAAGGUGCGCAAGAAAGGCUGGCAUGAGGAGUGGAUGCUGAAUAGCGUGGCGUGGCUGUGUCGCGCAUGCCAUUCCUUUGUGCAUCGGAUGGCGAGUAAUGAGGAGUUGGCGAGGGAGUGGUUUACUGUGGAUAGGAUCCUUGAGAGGGAGGACGUGAGAGAUUGGGCGAGGUGGGUGAGUCGAGUAAGGUGGAAGGCGAGAUAA